GCUGCGUCCGGCCUCGCUCCGCGCCGCUGGAUUAUGCAUUUAAAGGCUUACGGUGGCUCCGCGGCAUCUUCUGUCGCUGUGACCUGCGCUUGCCUUGGCAGUCGUGAGGUGGAUGAUCGAGAAGACGAAAAAUGGACCCAGUGGCCUUUGAAGACGUGGCUGUGAACUUCACCCUGGAGGAGUGGGCUUUACUGGAUUUCUCACAGAAGAAACUCUACAGAGAUGUGAUGGGGGAAACCUUCAGGAACCUGGCCUCAUUAGGGGAAACAUGGAAAGAUCAUGUCAUUGAAGACCAGUACAAACACCAGGGGAGAAAACUAAGAAGUUGUAAGGUUGGGAGAAUCUGUGAAGAGAAAGAAGAUAGUCCAUAUGAAGAAAACUUGAGCCUUAUUCCAAACCUCAGUCUGAAGAAGAAAACUCUUAUCAGAGUGAGACAAUGGGAACACAAAGUGAGUGGAAAAGUCUUCAUGGAUCAUCCAUCCCAUAAUGGGUACACCAGGAGUCGCACUGGACGCAAGCCAUAUGGGUAUCAGAAAUACGGAGAGAAGCCAUAUAAAUGCACGGUAUGUGGGAAGGGCUUUAGUUAUCUGCAGUGUUUUGAAAAACAUGAAAGAAAUCACAAAGGAGAGAAAAUCUAUAAAUGUAACGAGUGUGGGAAAGCCUUCAUGUGGCUCAAAACUUUUCGAAGACACAUGGUAACACAUACUGGAGCUGCCUCUUGUAAGUGUAAGGAUUGUGGAAAAACCUUCAGUUCUUCAACUUCACUUCAGGUACACGGAAGAGCCCACACUGGAGAGAAGCCCUAUAAAUGUAAACACUGUGGAAAACCCUAUGGACAUCUCCAGACUUUCCAGACUCAUGAGAGGACUCACACAGGAGAGAAGUCCUGUGAGUGUAAAAAAUGUGAUAAAGCCUUCAGUUGUCCCAGUUCUCUUCGAAUACAUGAAAGAACUCACACUGGAAAGAAACCUUAUGAGUGUAAACAAUGUGGUAAAACCUUCAGAUACUAUCCGUCCUUCCAGACACACGAAAGAGUUCAUACCGGGGAGAAACCCUAUGAGUGUAAGCCAUGUGGUAAAACUUUCAGUUCUAACAUAGGUUUCCAAAUACAUGAAAGAAAUCACGCUGGAGAAAAACCCUAUGAAUGCAGAAAAUGUAGUAAAGCCUUCAGUUGUCCCAGUUCUUUUCGAAAACAUGAAAGAACUCACACUGGGGAAAAACCGUAUGAAUGUAAGGAGUGUGGGAAAGCCCUUAGAGCUCUCGCGAGCCUCCGAGCGCACACGAUCACCCACACUGGCAUUGGACCUUAUAAAUGUAAGCAGUGUGAGAAAGCAUUUAUCUCUCCCAGCUCAUUUCAAAUACAUCAAAGGAGUCACACUGGAGAGAAACCGUAUGAGUGUCAGGAGUGUGGAAGGGCUUGUAGUUGUUCAGCUUUGCUUCGAAUACAUGAAAGAACACACACUGGAGAGAAACUCUAUGAAUGUAAACAGUGUGGAAAAGCCUUCAGAUGUUAUCAGAGUUUUCGGAGACAUGAGAGGAAUCACACUGGAGAAAAACCCUUUGAAUGUAAAAAAUGUAGUAAAGCCUUCAGGUGUCUGAGUUACCUUCGAACACAUGAAAGAACUCACACUAGAGAAAAGCCCUAUGAGUGUAAACAAUGUGGUAAAGCCUACAGAGGUUACAGUUCCUUGCAGACACAUGAGAGGACUCACACAGGAGAGAAACCCUAUGCGUGCCAGCAAUGCGGAAAAGCUUUCAGGUGGUAUCAGAGUUUUCGAAGACAUGAAAGAACUCACACUGGAGAGAAGCCCUAUGAAUGUAAAGAAUGUGGGAAAGCCUUCAAUCAUCCCACUUCCUUCCGAAGGCAUGAAAGGACUCGCAGGAUAAAAUCAUUUGAAUGUAAACAGCGUGGGAAAGACUUUAGUUGACCUUCAUCCUUACAUGUUAACACUCCCACCAGAAAUAAAUAUAAAUGUAAGAUGAGAAAGCUUGAUGAAAAUUAAUCCAUGUGCAAUAUUCUGGAAAA
Molecule: messenger RNA, 2026 nt
Organism: Camelus dromedarius (Arabian camel)
Lineage: Eukaryota; Metazoa; Chordata; Mammalia; Artiodactyla; Camelidae
Product: zinc finger protein 14
Exons: 4
Coding region: 132-1928 (598 amino acids)
Biological process (GO): regulation of transcription by RNA polymerase II
Molecular function (GO): RNA polymerase II cis-regulatory region sequence-specific DNA binding; DNA-binding transcription factor activity
Source: RefSeq, a predicted model, not a curated record